Molecule: messenger RNA, 1131 nt
Organism: Marasmius oreades (fairy-ring Marasmius)
Lineage: Eukaryota; Fungi; Basidiomycota; Agaricomycetes; Agaricales; Marasmiaceae
Exons: 8
Coding region: 1-1131 (376 amino acids)
Biological process (GO): transmembrane transport
Cellular component (GO): plasma membrane
Molecular function (GO): transmembrane transporter activity
Source: RefSeq, a predicted model, not a curated record
AUGGUACAAUGUCGUUUUUCGUUCGGAUAUUACGGAGCGAUGCUGCCAGCAGCAUUUAAUGUCCUAUCUAUGAUCGGUUUCUUGGUCCUCAGUUGCAUAACCGGUGGCCAGCUUUUAGCUGCGGUGUUCCCAAAUCUAAACGAUACUCUCGGUAUCGUUAUCAUCGCGUUGAUAUCGCUAGGGAUAUCGUUUUGUGGCUACCAAGUCCUACAUUGGUUUGAGACGUACGCUUGGAUGCCCAACGCGGUUAUAUACAUCAGUCUUCUCGCUGUCGGUGGUAAGAACUUGACACUACGUCCCGAGAUUGCAGCUCCAACUGCGGCUGCUAUCGUUUCUUAUGGGACUUCCGUUGGAGCAUCUUGCCUCUCGUGGGGUACUAUGUCUGCAGAUUAUGGAGUGUAUCAUAGGGCUGACGUGCCUGGAUGGAAAAUAUUCCUCUACACGUAUUUUGGCGUUCUUCUAUCCUCGUUCCCAGGACACGUGGUCGGUGCUGUCCUCGCAGCUGCAGCCCCCGCCGUACCUUCAUGGAAGGCCGGGCUCGAAGACGGCCAAAAUUUUGGUAAUUUCCUCGCUGCGGUGCUUGCACCUGUAGGAGGAUUUGGCAAGUUUUUGAUGGUCAUUGCUACUUUGACGUUACCCGCGCAGAGUGCGACGUCGAUGUAUUCUUUUGGUGUCAGCUUGAUGAGUAUCUCGUGGGUAUUCACGAAGAUACCGAGAUAUGUGUACUCCGUGAUUGCGACAGCUGUCGUUAUCCCAAUCUCAAUCGUAGGAGCCAAUAGAAUCUUCCAAACAUUUCAAGAGAUCGUCAACUUGACCGGUUACUGGUCCACAUCCUACGCGGCAAUAGUACUAGUCGAGCAUUUCGUCUUUCGACGAUACACUUUUUCAAAAUACAAAACCGAGUUUUGGCAGACACCCUCCAAACUGCCGGUUGGAUUCGCCGGUCUCAUUGCGUUUGGACUAUCGUUUGGGCUGAUCGUACCUUCAAUGGACCAACCUGCUCAUGUUGGCCAAUUUGCUGAAAGAGGGACGGGGGAUAUCGGUCUUCUUACUGGGUUCUUUUCGGCUGGGCUAUUUUAUCUGGGUUUGAGGACCUUGGAGAGGAAAAUUGUACCGGGGCAUGAUGCUUGA